This is a messenger RNA of Myotis myotis, 3179 nucleotides long. Its product is annotated as centrin-2. The transcript is spliced from 3 exons. Gene Ontology annotation, cellular component: centrosome; centriole. Bases 344 to 838 code for a protein of 164 amino acids. Gene Ontology annotation, biological process: mitotic cell cycle; centriole replication; nucleotide-excision repair. The record is from RefSeq and is a predicted model, not a curated record. Gene Ontology annotation, molecular function: calcium ion binding. Lineage: Eukaryota; Metazoa; Chordata; Mammalia; Chiroptera; Vespertilionidae.
CGUAGCAACCGACAACGGCCGGGAAAGGGGCGUUUCGGAGGGAGCCGCGCUAGACGCUUCGCUCCGUUACUACGGACCCACUCGGGGCGGCGGAGCAGGUUGCUGCGCGGCCGCCGGCGUCCGGGACACGGGAGCGGGGAUCGAACCCACAACCUCGGCGUACUGGGAAGACGCUCCCGCCAGCGGCAAUACUCAGCCAGGGCCCCGAAGAGACGCAGCCUCCUUGCUGGGCCUGGGCCUUGGGCUGGCUCCCCUUAACCCGCCUCCCUGGCCCCCUCGGCCGCCUGUUCCAGGGCAGAGCAGACUCGGGUCCCCAACGGCCUCCGGCUUUCAGAAGGCAGACAUGGCAGCGGCGUCCUCCCAGCGCAAGAGGGCGAGUCCCAAGCCCGAGCUGACCAAGGAGCAGAUCCAGGAGAUCCGGCAGGCGUUCGACCUCUUUGACACAGAUGCCACUGGGACCAUCGACGUCAAGGAGCUGAAGGUGGCGAUGAGAGCCCUGGGCUUUGAGCCCAAGAAAGAAGAGAUUAAGAAAAUGAUCGGUGACAUUGACAAGGAGGGGACCGGGAAGAUGAACUUCAAUGACUUCCUGACGGUGAUGACGCAAAAAAUGUGCGAGAAAGACACCAAGGAGGAAAUCCUGAAGGCGUUCAAGCUCUUCGACGACGACGAGACCGGCACCAUCUCCUUCAACAACCUGAAGCGCGUGGCCAAGGAGCUGGGCGAGAACCUCACGGACGAGGAGCUGCAGGAGAUGAUCGACGAGGCCGACCGCGACGGCGACGGGGAGGUCAGCGAGCAGGAGUUCCUGCGCAUCAUGAAGAAGACCAGCCUCUACUGAGCCUCCUCCUCUCCUCUCUCCUCUCCCCUCCUCUCCUCUUCGCUGGGAGCACCGUUCCCGUGAGCGUCUUCUCCUCUCCUCGCUGCGAGCACCGUUCCCGUGAGCGUCUUCUCCUCCUCGCUGCGAGCACCGUUCCCGUGAGCGUCUUCUCCUCCUCGCUGGGAGCACCGUUCCCGUGAGCGUCUUCUCCUCUUCGCUGGGAGCACCGUUCCCGGGAGCGUCUUCUCUCCUCUUCGCUGGGAGCACCGUUCCCGGGAGCGUCUCCUCCUCUUCGCUGGGAGCACCGUUCCCGUGAGCGUCUUCUCCUCUUCGCUGGGAGCACCGUUCCCGUGAGCGUCUUCUCCUCCUCGCUGCGAGCACCGUUCCCGUGAGCGUCUUCUCCUCUUCGCUGGGAGCACCGUUCCCGGGAGCGUCUCCUCCUCGCUGCGAGCACCGUUCCCGUGAGCGUCUUCUCCUCUUCGCUGGGAGCACCGUUCCCGGGAGCGUCUCCUCUCCUCGCUGGGAGCACCGUUCCCGGGAGCGUCUCCUCCUCUUCGCUGGGAGCACCGUUCCCGUGAGCGUCUUCUCCUCUCUUCGCUGCGAGCACCGUUCCCGUGAGCGUCUUCUCCUCCUCGCUGGGAGCACCGUUCCCGGGAGCGUCUUCUCCUCUCUUCGCUGCGAGCACCGUUCCCGUGAGCGUCUUCUCCUCUCUUCGCUGGGAGCACCGUUCCCGGGAGCGUCUUCUCCUCCUCGCUGGGAGCACCGUUCCCGUGAGCGUCUUCUCCUCUCCUCGCUGCGAGCACCGUUCCCGUGAGCGUCUUCUCCUCCUCGCUGGGAGCACCGUUCCCGGGAGCGUCUUCUCCUCUCUUCGCUGGGAGCACCGUUCCCGGGAGCGUCUUCUCCUCUCCUCGCUGGGAGCACCGUUCCCGGGAGCGUCUUCUCCUCCUCGCUGGGAGCACCGUUCCCGUGAGCGUCUUCUCCUCUCCUCGCUGCAAGCACCGUUCCCGUGAGCGUCUUCUCUCCUCUUCGCUGCGAGCACCGUUCCCGUGAGCGUCUUCUCCUCUUCGCUGCGAGCACCGUUCCCGUGAGCGUCUUCUCUCCUCUUCGCUGCGAGCACCGUUCCCGUGAGCGUCUUCUCCUCUCUUCGCUGGGAGCACCGAUCCCGUGAGCGUCUUCUCCUCUCCUCGCUGGGAGCACCGUUCCCGUGAGCGUCUUCUCCUCUCCUCGCUGGGAGCACCGUUCCCGGGAGCGUCUUCUCCUCUCCUCGCUGGGAGCACCGUUCCCGGGAGCGUCUUCUCCUCUCCUCGCUGGGAGCACCGUUCCCGGGAGCGUCUUCUCCUCUCUUCGCUGGGAGCACCGUUCCCGGGAGCGUCUUCUCCUCUCUUCGCUGGGAGCACCGUUCCCGUGAGCGUCUUCUCCUCCUCGCUGGGAGCACCGUUCCCGGGAGCGUCUUCUCCUCUCUUCGCUGGGAGCACCGUUCCCGGGAGCGUCUUCUCCUCUCUUCGCUGGGAGCACCGUUCCCGGGAGCGUCUUCUCCUCCUCGCUGGGAGCACCGUUCCCGUGAGCGUCUUCUCCUCUCCUCGCUGCAAGCACCGUUCCCGUGAGCGUCUUCUCUCCUCUUCGCUGCGAGCACCGUUCCCGUGAGCGUCUUCUCCUCUUCGCUGCGAGCACCGUUCCCGUGAGCGUCUUCUCUCCUCUUCGCUGCGAGCACCGUUCCCGUGAGCGUCUUCUCUCCUCUUCGCUGCGAGCACCGUUCCCGUGAGCGUCUUCUCCUCUCCUCGCUGGGAGCACCGUUCCCGUGAGCGUCUUCUCCUCUCCUCGCUGGGAGCACCGUUCCCGUGAGCGUCUCCUCCUCUUCGCUGGGAGCACCGUUCCCGGGAGCGUCUUCUCCUCUUCGCUGGGAGCACCGUUCCCGUGCCCGCUGCUGUGCGGACCUGGCUUUUGGGAGCACAGAUGUUUCUUCCCCACUAACCUCCCUGCACAGCUUUAGUAACAACCUCACACCCGCUUUCAGCUUUUGCAACUGUUCUCGGAAAAGUUCUUUGUGAGGUGACCUGCUGCUUCCGUUAAUUCUCCGGAAAAGAACAAGAGCUCAUCGGAGGGCUCACCCACCCGCCGUUCCGCCUUGUGCUGCUUCCCUCUGGCAUGAGCCCACCUUAUGGCGCCACAGAAAGACGUCGCAGGCAGACACACGUCGUAACUUUGUCACCACAGACAGCAGGCAUCUCUACGACGGUUCUGGUUUGAAUCGACACCUGAGUGCAGCUUUCUCUUUUAAAAGAUCCAGUGAACUCUCUCACUUGCAAUUGAAUAUUUUUUUCCUAUGUUUUGUGUUAAAAUAAAGCCUAAAAAAAAAAAAAAA